Messenger RNA from Arabidopsis arenosa, 2156 nucleotides. The record is from the annotation of a GenBank genome assembly. Lineage: Eukaryota; Viridiplantae; Streptophyta; Magnoliopsida; Brassicales; Brassicaceae.
UGAUUCUCAUUUCUUCAAGUUCUUCAUAACGCUCGGAUCAAUCAGGAAGACGAACUUUAACUUUCUUUUUUCAUUAUUACCCAAAGCUAUGAGGCUCACACCACCAUUAGCUCCGCCGCCAUGAAUCCUUCUCUUCUUCCAGGUCAACAGAAGUCAGAGCUCCAAAAAUGGAGUCAUGCGAUUGUUUUGAGACGCAUGUGAAUCAAGAUGAUCUGUUAGUGAAGUACCAAUACAUCUCCGAUGCGUUGAUUGCUCUUGCCUACUUCUCAAUCCCACUCGAGCUUAUAUAUUUCGUGCAGAAGUCUGCUUUCUUCCCUUACAAAUGGGUGCUUAUGCAGUUCGGAGCCUUUAUCAUUCUCUGUGGAGCUACACAUUUCAUCAACCUGUGGAUGUUCUUCAUGCACUCCAAAGCUGUUGCGAUUGUCAUGACUAUUGCCAAAGUCUCUUGCGCGGUUGUGUCGUGUGCAACCGCGUUGAUGUUGGUUCAUAUUAUUCCUGAUCUUCUCAGUGUCAAGAACCGGGAAUUGUUUCUCAAGAAGAAAGCUGAUGAGCUAGAUAGAGAAAUGGGUCUUAUUUUAACACAAGAGGAGACUGGUAGGCAUGUUAGGAUGCUUACUCAUGGAAUUAGAAGAACUCUUGAUAGACAUACUAUUCUAAGAACCACACUUGUUGAGCUCGGUAAAACUCUUUGCCUUGAGGAAUGCGCCUUGUGGAUGCCUUCUCAAAGUGGUUUAUAUUUGCAGCUUUCUCAUACUUUGAGUCACAAAAUACAAGUUGGAAGCAGUGUGCCGAUAAAUCUCCCGAUUAUUAACGAGCUCUUCAAUAGCGCUCAAGCAAUGCACAUACCUCAUACAUGUCCUUUGGCUAAGAUUGGGCCUCCGGUUGGGAGAUAUUCACCUCCCGAGGUUGUUUCUGUCCGUGUACCUCUUUUACAUCUCUCUAAUUUCCAAGGCAAUGACUGGUCGGAUCUCUCUGGAAAAGGUUACGCUAUCAUGGUCCUGAUUCUCCCAACCGAUGGUGCAAGAAAAUGGAGAGACCAUGAGUUAGAGCUUGUGGAAAACGUGGCGGAUCAGGUGGCUGUGGCUCUCUCACACGCUGCAAUUUUGGAGGAAUCCAUGCAUGCUCGUGACCAGCUUAUGGAGCAGAAUUUUGCUUUAGACAAGGCUCGUCAAGAGGCAGAGAUGGCAGUGCAUGCUCGAAAUGAUUUCCUAGCUGUCAUGAACCAUGAGAUGAGGACACCGAUGCAUGCCAUCAUCUCUCUGUCUUCUCUCCUCCUUGAGACGGAGCUGUCUCCAGAACAGAGAGUUAUGAUCGAGACAAUACUGAAAAGCAGCAAUCUUGUGGCUACACUCAUCAGCGACGUUCUGGAUCUUUCGAGAUUGGAAGAUGGGAGCUUACUCUUGGAAAAUGAACCAUUCAGUCUACAAGCGAUCUUUGAAGAGGUCAUCUCUCUCAUAAAGCCAAUCGCAUCGGUGAAGAAACUAUCAACGAAUCUGAUUCUAUCUGCAGACUUACCAACUUAUGCUAUUGGUGAUGAGAAACGUCUGAUGCAAACUAUUCUCAACAUCAUGGGCAACGCUGUGAAAUUCACCAAGGAAGGCUACAUCUCCAUAAUAGCCUCUAUCAUGAAACCUGAGUCCUUACAAGAAUUACCAUCUCCAGAAUUCUUUCCAGUUCUCAGUGACAGUCACUUCUACCUAUGCGUGCAGGUGAAGGACACAGGGUGUGGAAUUCACACACAAGACAUUCCUUUGCUCUUUACCAAAUUUGUACAGCCUCGGACUGGAACUCAGAGGAACCAUUCCGGUGGAGGACUCGGGCUAGCUCUCUGCAAACGGUUUGUCGGGCUAAUGGGAGGAUACAUGUGGAUAGAAAGCGAAGGCCUAGAGAAAGGCUGCACAGCUUCGUUCAUCAUCAGGCUUGGUAUCUGCAACGGUCCAAGCAGUAGCAGUGGUUCAAUGGCGCUACAUCUUGCAGCUAAAUCACAAACCAGACCGUGGAACUGGUGAUACAUUACGUUGGAAAGACUUGUAUUGAGGUGAGACUUUUUAACUACACAGCAGCAAGAGAAAGAAGAAAAUACAUGACCGGACGGUGUGAUCUAACUUAUUGGAUUUUGUUGGAUGUAUUAUGUAAAAUAAAAAUCCUAUAUACGG